CUUAAAACAAAUUUUAAGGAUGAAAAGUAUUGCAAACCGUUAUUAGUUUAGAUGGCACUGGCAAGCUUGUGCUUCAAAGCCGAUUUUUGUAAACAUGUCUUGAGUUUUAUUUAUUUUCUGUUGUAUUUAUAAUUGAUUAUAAAACCAUGGCCAUCUCAGUAAUUCAUACCUAUCCAAUUAGUUUUAAAUAUUUUCAUGACUGUUUAAUUAUAACUCAUUCUCUACAUUAUAUAUGUUAUUUUAUUUAGCAUUGUUAUCUGUUUAUGCUUAAAGUUUUGUGUUAGCAUAAUGAAAGGGUUUUCUUAUGAGAAGAGAUACCUCAAAAGACCAAAACUAGGACCUCCAGAUGUAUACCCUCAGGAGCCUAAACAGAAAGAAGAUGAGCUAACAAUAAACAAUGUUAAACAUGGAUUUGCUGCUUAUCCUCAACUCUCUGAUGAAUUUGGAACUGCUCGAAAUUGUAAUGUCACUGCUUCAAAGAUUGGUGCUUACUUCAAUGCCAUUAUUGGUAAAAAAGAUGAAAUCAACACUCUUCCUGAUUCAGGAAGAAAGAGACCACAAAUUAAUCAUAAAGAUAAUUUUUGGCCUGCUACUGCUCGCACUAAACCAGCUGUGGAAGCUUGGUUUAAAGAUCUUGCUGGUAGCAAAACUUUACUUGCUUUGUCAAAGAAGGUUCCAAAUUUCAAUAAGAAAGAAGAAAUUUUUCCUUUGUUAUGUGAAUUUCAAGUCCCAAUGUUAAGAGCUGCAUGGUUCAUUAAGUUAAGUUCAGCAUAUACUGUUGCUGUGACUGAAGCAAAAUUGAAAAAAAGACAGCUUCCAGACCCAACUCAGGAGUGGACUGGUACAUUAUUAAAGUUUUUAAAAGAGCAACUCAUGAAACUGCAGGACUUUUAUCAGUCAACUACCCAGACUGUAAUGUCUGAUGAACAAAAACUAGCUUUAAAACUAUGGCAUUAUAAUGUUCAACUUACAAGAUAUCUUUAUCAGGAAGGACUUAUUGAUCGACAAGAACUUCUAGUGUGGAUUCUUGAUUUGGUGGAAAGAUACAAGAACUGGGCUCCAGCUGACGAUGGUCCACUUCGCCUCAUUUUACCAGUGGUUUUACAGUAUUUAGAAGAAUUUACCCAAAAUGAACUUAUGGCUAGAAAAUUAGCAUACUUCUGCUCUCUUAGGCUUUCUCAACUAUGUACCAACCAGAGUGGUGGUGGUGUGUCACCUAACAGUCCUAAUCACAGUCUGUUGGGAUCAAUGCAAAACAAUAACAAUAGCAAUAACCAAGCAGCAAUUACCUUUAACGAGUAUCUCAACUGUCCUCAUCAUAAAGAUGUUGUUUUAGCUCUCAGUGUUGUUAUACAGGUUAUCACUCUGGAAUGCCCAACAGCUCUCGUUUGGAACAGUAUAUGUGAAGGAAAAUCAGCUUGUAUAUUAAAUGGAUCACCAUUAGACCAACUUCCAUGCUCCCCAACUCAAUUGCCUAUGCCUCAUAGGAAUGCCAAUACACAAAUAAGAAAUCAGUUACGGUUGUCCGAAGAAAUAAUAAAGCAGAGAAGCCAUGCUGCUGAAAACAAAUGGUCUUGUGACAAAUGGCAAACUUCUUGUGCAGGUAUAACACAUCACAGGGUUCUGGCUGCUUUAGAUGCUUUAGAUCGUCAUUCCUUUUACAAAGUAGAUACCAACAACUCACUUGACACGCUCUAUGCUAAAAUAUUUCCCAAUUCACCUGAUAAAACUCAAUAUAGUGCUGAAAAAGACGAGCCUAUUGUGAAUCUCCUUUGUUGGUGGGCAGUGAGCGGUGUCCGGUACGGUGAACACAGAGCAAUGGCUGUGGCUAAAUUACUUGAGAGGAGGAAUGCCCACGCGUUAGCUGGAGGCAAUGACAACAAUGACACUGAAGAUAAAGAUUCCUCUUCCUCCCUCCCUGCUGCGUUGCCUGUUUUUCAGCCAUUACUCAUGAAGUUUCUUGAUCAUGAUGCUCCUGUUCUUGAUGACAGUAGCCAUUCCUCAUCAAAUAGAACAAUGUUUACCAACCUGGUUCAUUUAUUCUCGGAGCUGGUUCGUCAUGAUGUAUUCUCCCAUGAUGCAUAUAUGUGUACACUUAUAUCUAGGGGCGAUUUAUUACAAGUCAACACUACAGCAGGCAACACUAAUCCUGGUAGUACCAGGCCUAAUAGCAACAAACCUUUAGAUACACCAACUACUCAGAUUCAUUUAGACUCCGAUCCAACAGCUCUUUUUGACAUCAAACCUAAUAAGAUCCAGGAACAUGGGAGACCGAUGGAGUAUGAUGAUAGUAAAGCUAUAGAUGAUGAUUUGGGAAAGAUACUAUUGUCGAUUAAUCAACAAAACUCAAUGGAUGAUCCAGUAUCUCCAAAAGAUGUUGGAAGUGCCCUUGUUGGUGGAGGAAUGGAUCAUGAUGGUGCAGAAGCACCUGACGGGCCUGCGAGAGCUAAACCUACACGGCAUCUUCUCUAUUCAACGCAUUUUCCUCUACCUCAGGAUGAAAGCUGCUCCCAUGAAUGUAACCAGCGACACGUCUUGUUGUAUGGUGUUGGAAGAGUGAGAGAUGAAGCUCGCCACUUGGUUAAAAGAACUGCUAAAGAUAUAUGCAAAUUGUUUUCAAAAAAAUUCAGUAUUGAUGUUAGUGAAGGUGGAAAAGUGAAAAAACAUUCUAGAAAUGAGUUCAGUUUUGAAGCGACUACUGCUAGAGUCCAAGCUCUGUCAUAUUUUGACCAGCAUGUUGUUACGUGGCAGUGUGCUAUGACUGUCUUGGAGAUGAUUAGUUCUUUUGCUUCAGGUAACACUAACUAUUUGCCUGUUCAGGAACAUGUUGCAUUUUUGUUCGACCUUAUGGAAUUAGCUCUGAACAUAUAUGGUCUCAUUGAUGUUUGUAUACAGAUAUUGAAGGAGAUUCCUGAAGUUGAGGCUCAACUAGCUGCAAAAAGUUCUAAUCAUGUGAGAUCUUAUACUACCGGACUUGUAUUAUAUAUAGUUGGUGUGUUAAGAAGAUAUCACUGUUGUCUUUUGUUAUCUGGAGAGCAGACAGUUGCAGUGUUUGAAGGACUCUGUAGGGUUGUGAAGCACAUUUCUAACCCUAGUGACUGCAGCUCUGCUGAAAGGUGUGUCCUGUCCCAUCUGUACGAUCUGUAUUCAAGUUGCAGCCUCCUCAAGACGAGGCCACAUGGAGCUGAACCCUUUUCUAACGCUUAUCCAAAAAUAAUGAAUGCUCUGUAUUCUCCUCUGACUCCGAGUCAAUCUGGAGGGGCUGCCGGUCCAUUUAUGGCAGAUGUUAUUAAGAGUGUUCGUAGAAAUAUGAAGGUUGAACUCGCUUGGGUGAGGCAACUCAAUGAUAGUUCCGACAAUAGGUAUUCAUUUGUUUGCAACGCUAUCAUUGCAGUUUGUUCAACUGCCGACAUUGAUAGGCUGAACGAUUUGGGUCAUCUUUGUGCUGAGCUGACUGCAUCUUGUAACACAUUAUCUUCUGAAUGGCUUGGUGUGCUGAUGGCACUUUGCUACGCCUCUAGUAGCCCGUCUUACCUAGAUGUAUUGAGCCAAGUAGAUAUCCAUGACUUGAGCAUUCACAAUUCACUAGCCGUGUUUACUUGUAUAUUGGUUGCUAGGCACUGCUUUUCAUUGGCUGACUUUGUUAGACAUGUUGCGAUUCCAUCUCUUCUAAAGGUGUAUAAUGAAGGCCGCAGUGAUAUUGAUGUGGAUGCUGAAGCUGGUGCGAGAUUAACAUGUCAUCUACUUUUGCGUCUUUUCAAAACUAGUGAAGUUCCUCAGCCUGCCAUGUAUUCAGUUGGUACAUCCCCUCACCCUUUGCCGAUGGGAUCAGGAGCAUCAAGUAUGCGUCUCAGUUGUGAUAGACACCUCUUAGCAGCUGCUCAUAACAAUAUAAUGGUUGCGCCUGUUUUAGCUGUGUUGAAGGCUAUACUAGUAGUUGGCGAUGCUAUGGUUGGACGUGGCAGUAGGACGAAAGUAAAAUCUCAUAAAAUGACUCCUCCCAGUGGACAGCCUGAACUUAGUAUAUCUCAUAUCUUAGGAACUUCUGAUAUCCUUGCUGCCUCGAGGGACGAUCUUUUGAUGGAACUAAGUGCUGGUAGUAUGACUCCAAGCGGAGGGCUAUCUGAAUUGGCACAAGUUGUGUUGAAAGAGAUGUGCAGUGAGGAAUGGAUACUUGAAAGGUGCCUUCAGAGGCCAGAGGAGCUUUGUACUCAAGAUUUAAUGCUCGACAGCAUGUUGACUGCCAAGCAGGCUCAAAGAUUGUUACAUAUGAUCUGCUACCCUGAUCGCCCAGUUAUUUCGGAUGCCAACUUGGACCAGAAAACCAUGAUAACUAAUAUUUUGGAGAACCUGGAACUGUGGACCCUCCGUGUUUCGUGGCUGGACAUGCAGCUAAUGUUGAAACAAUUUCCGCCUGGUGCCCCAGAACUUAAUCAAUGGUUAGAUACCGUUGCGAAGGCUGCAAUAAAUCUGUUUAAUCUUAGCUCUCCUGGAAAAGAGGAAGUCAGUAAAAGUAAGUCACAGUCAAUGUGGCUUGUUGCUCCAUUAGUUGCUAAACUUCCUAGCCCUGUUCAAGCCAGAGUUCUAAAAGUCGCGGGUCAGGUAUUGGAAUCAUCUAAUUGGUUCACAAGUAGCCGUAACAAAGGAAACGCCAGGGCUGGACCACAGGUCGGUCAUCAUCAGCCCUUUCUUGCUCUUGUUCUUACGUGCCUCAAAGGGCAGGAGGAUCAGAGGGAAAGUCUCCUUAUGUCACUUAACAGCCAGCUCACACAGUGCCUUCAAGUUGCAAAGGAGGACCGUAAUUAUGCAUAUGACACGGAAAAAAGUAGAUCCAUGAUGCAAGAUGCCCUUCUUCUAAGAUUCUCUUUGGUUGGUGGAAUGUUUGAUACAAUACAGAGAAAUACAACUCUCACAACUGAUUGGGCGAUUCUCCUAGUGCAACUUGUCAUUUACGGUGUCAUUGAUUUAAAUAAUAACUCAGAGUUAUUCAAUACAGUCAUUGACAUGCUUGCAACUCUUAUUCAUUCGACACUUGUGUCAGAUUCUCAAUCUGACAAGUGUGAAGAGAAUAAAAAGCAUUACCAGAAUCUCAUGAAAAAACUUAAAAAGGUUUUGCUUGAAGUUGGUGAAAAGAAUUCACCCUCGAUACAGUACGUUAGGCAGUUAAUACCACCGCCUAAAAAACAGUUCGAAGUUAUAGCCUGUGGGCACAUGGGUCUUUUAACUGACAUGAAAGGCAAUAAAAUAGCCUUCGAUUCUGUCGACAAACAUGGCCUCCAUGUGACUGAAAAACAGCGUAUGUCUCCGUGGGAUGUGCUGGAAGGACAGAAGGCUCCAGCCCCUCUCUCCUGGUCUUGGUUUGGUGCUGUGCGGGUUGAGAGGCGUAUAUUACCCUUUGAAGACACACACCGUCUUCUUCAUUGUCAUACUCAUUCUCUUGUCAAGGAUUCAUCGUACUAUCUGGAUCCUCUUCCACUUCCACCAGAAGACAUUGAUCCACCAAAACCUAUGAAAGGUGGCCUUCAUGCGGAGAGCACACCACCGUCGGUAGAGAGCCCCAGAGGUGGCAAGCGACCCCUUGGAAAACAAGUCGUCGCAGCGAGGAGAAGGAAGCAACAACAGAAGCCCGGGACCCCUGUUAUGCCUCACAUGCAGAUGCAAGGGGGCCCUGCCACUGGACAGAUGGUUGGAAACUACCAGACCCAAGGGCAGGCAGGGAUGUUCCCCAGCGGACCACAGCAAUGGCCUCCCUAUCAGCAGCACCCGCAGCAGGUUUACUAUCAGCAGCAACCCCAAAUGCAACAGAGUACAAAUCCACGUGUCAAUCAAGUUGGGACCAAGCAGGCUCUUUCAAACAUGCUUCGUAUGCGGUUACCUCCUUCUAAUCAGUAUAUGGGGCAGGCUCAACCACAAGUUCAAAAUUUUCAGCCGAUGCAAAGGCAGCAAAUGUAUAGACAGCAAAUGCAGACGCCUGGAAUGCAAGCUGCCAGUCAAGGUGGACAAAUGUUUCCUGGACAACAGCAACAGAUGUAUCCCCCUAACAUGCAACAGCAAGGGAUGAAUCAAAAUUAUGGUGGAUAUGGAGGAGGAGGGGCAACUAUGAAUACUGGUAUGUUUCCGGAUCAGGGUAUGAUGAGGACACCUGAAUACCAACAGCGGAUGAGGCCGCCUUAUAUGCCCCAAGCUCCAAAUGUUACUAUGAAUUCGAUGGGAGGACCUUUAAGUCAACCUGCACCUCCCUAUACUAGACCGCAACAACAACAGCAGCACUUUAAUCAGCAACAGCUCAACCAGAGAAUGAGGCACCAGUUGAUGGCAAUACAGCAACAGCAGCAGCAACAAGGACAGGCCCAAAAUUCAAAUACCCUUGUACAACAGUUGCAACGACAGAUGCAAAGCCAACAGCCCAAUCAGCAAGCACACAUGUACCAGCAACAACCGCCACCGUAUUAGUAAUUUAAGCCUGACUAAAUUGUUAUAUUAUUUUAAUAUUUUCUGAGAUUAACGGAGAAGUAUUAAUGAUUAUUUUCACUCAGAAAUAGUUUUAUAUGAAUUUUCUUUUCAUAUGUAAUAUAAUAAUAUAAUUAGGCCAAUUUUUCAUUAAUAGGUUGAUGUGGUUGUAUCCUCUAGAGGAAUACAUUGUUACUUUUAAAUUAAUGUUGGUAAUGCUAUUUUGAAAAUAUUCUUUCUUCGUGUCUCUUCUAUUUGUGUUAUUUUUCUUAUUUCAAUUAUUUAAUUGUUAUUUUGACAAUAACAAUAACACUUCUUCAAAUUAAGUAUAAAAUCAUUAAUUGUUUUUGAAUAGACCAAUCAUUUUGAAACAUAUACUUUCUUAUUCACUAAUAAUUAAUAAGGUUGGAAUAUAUAUGUAUAUGUUUGUAUACAGAUUUGUAUAGUUUUAGCAUUGUUCAUCAAAUUGUUUUCAUUUUUUUUUUUUAUCUGUGAUAUUAUUGAUAAAUUCAUAUAUUGGUUCUGUUAUGUCUGCGUAUUUUUAAUUUCAUAGAUCAUACCAUAAACAAUCAAUAAUCGGUUGAUGAAAUUAUCUUAAUUUUAAUUCAAUGAAUUUAGUUGUGCUAAUGAAUUUUAUGUCUGUUUCUACAUUACUAUUAUUUUGUUAUGUCCGUCAUUUAGACAUUACAAUCAUUUGUAACUCAAUGGUCAUCAAAAAACAUAAUGUAAAUAACCUAUAAGCCUUAAAAUAAUUGUAGUAUGAGUUUUUUAAAUAAUUAAAACAUUUUAAUUCAUGAAUCCUUGAUAUCAAUGAGCUGUUCAUAUCAUAUUUAUGACUAGUUGGAGCUAAUAAUGAGAGCUUGUUCCAAAUCCAUGAUGUUUAUAAAUUAUAAUUUCUAUAUUGCUUUCUAGCCUGAAUUUAAUAAUUGCUUAAACUCGUAGUUGACAAUGGAAUUAAGUACAGAAAUACAAUCAGUAUUCAAACAAUAAUACUACUAAAAUAUGGCCUAGGCAGUUUCUUCUAAUGCGUCACAAAGAGAAAAAAUCCAGCCUUUUUAACAGUUAACGAUAAUGUUUGUCUCAUGAAAAAUAUUUGAGUAAUAAUAUUUAUAUUUUAUUUAUUUAUUUAUUUUUGUUUGUGUUUUUAAAAAUAUACCUCCUCUUUUUUUUUUUUUUUCCAUUUUUGGAACAAUAUUUUCUUCUAAAUUUUAUGUCAUUAAUUUUAAACAGGUGAGAACUUGAAUUCUUUGCUGAAUGUAACUAACAUAAUCAUCAAAUUUUAUAUUUUAUUUAAUUGCUAAAGAUUUUCAAAGACACCUUUCCAUUCUAUUUUCGUUUCAUCUAUAAUUUAACUUAUUAUAUUAAGCAUGUGAAUUUUUAUUCCUUUUAUACGUACUUUUAUGCAUUCAUAAUUGUUAGACAUAGGAUAUUUUGUUUUCAGUAUAUUUAUAAUUAAUUUUUAAAUGUAUGUAUUGUAGGUUUUACAUUAAUUAAUUUUAAUGUUAAAAGUCUGAAAAUUUUUCUUUAGUUUUAGUAUUAUUUCAUCUGUGAAAGCUCAGGAAAAGUCUUGUACAUACAACCAAAGCACCCUCUUAUUUUUUUGUUUUUGUAAAUAUAAAAUAUAUUUAUCAACUGUAAUUAUAGUGCAACAUGUUGAAAGGUACAAAUCCAUAAUUAGUUCUUAAUAUGUUAUAAAUAUUGUAUAUUUUAAAAAUAUAUAUACAUAUAUUAUAUAUAGUUAAAAUCAUUACCUUAUUUUAUAUAUAUAUAUAUAUAUAAAAACCUUUUAAAUUUGGAUUCUUUGUUAUUGUUUUUAUAAUUGCUAUUAUUCCUGAAUCAUAUUAAAAUUUUCUUAAAGUUAUUGUUCAAUAUCAUUAAUACUACAGAUGGCUGAUUCAGCUUAAUCUGAUUAAUUUCAAAGGUAUUUUGUAAUUAUAUUGAAAAAUAAAUACUCUGUAUCAUCCAACAAUUUUUAGUUUAAUAAUAAAUGAACUCAUAUU
Nezara viridula (southern green stink bug) is the source of this 8450-nucleotide messenger RNA. Lineage: Eukaryota; Metazoa; Arthropoda; Insecta; Hemiptera; Pentatomidae. The record is from the annotation of a GenBank genome assembly.